Messenger RNA from Oncorhynchus mykiss (rainbow trout), 1724 nucleotides. RefSeq names its product HAUS augmin like complex subunit 4 (gene haus4). Gene Ontology annotation, molecular function: microtubule minus-end binding. Gene Ontology annotation, biological process: centrosome cycle; spindle assembly. Gene Ontology annotation, cellular component: HAUS complex. NCBI's taxonomy places the organism in Eukaryota, Metazoa, Chordata, Actinopteri, Salmoniformes, Salmonidae. The record is from RefSeq and is a predicted model, not a curated record.
UUCUGGGAAUUAAAAAAGUCAAGACAAUUAGUAUUACUCAGUACACGGUGUAGGCCUGUCAUUCUUAUAUAGCUAACGGAAUGAGUCCAUUUGGCACUCUAGUGUAGUCACGACCGUGCAUGCUGAAGUGUGUCAAAUAAGACAUCGAAGACUCACAGGGCAGCACAUAUGCGUGGAGCCCAAGAAUGCCGGUAAUUUUUUAUUUUACCAGGAGCGUCUUUGUAUGUCUGGUGAGGAGGGGUCUUUGGUCAAGUGAUGAUGUCCACGUAUGAUGAUUCUGCGAGUGUUCCAUCACUGGGAAAAGCAGACGACUUGCAUCAACAAGUCCUUGCCUCAUUCCCACUGUGUCAGCUGACAGAAGAAGACCUGACCCAGCAUCCUCUAUUCUGCAAGCUCCUGGCAACGCUGUCACAGCAUGUGGACCGCACUGGCCUUACUGUCACACUGAAGAGAGAGCUGGAGAAGGCUGAGAGGGACCUGCAGACACAGAGGCUUAGCUGGCUGUGCUCAGAGAGCAUGUACAGGCUACUGCAGGAGAUGAUCCAGGAGCACUGUGUCAGAAAGCAUCACUCCACUGUGGCCCCAGAGGACGGCACGUUCUAUGAAACUGUGGAGCAGUGUCUGGUGGUGGCCCAGUGUGUCAGGCAGCUGAACCCGAGUGCCACCGCGAGCCAGGACCAGCCCCCUGUUCUAGGACUGAGUGCCCAACAGGUGCUCGAGCUGAUGCCACAAGAGCAGGAUGUAUGGAAAAUGAAACAGCGACUGCCUAGAGAACUAGAAAAGCAUCUGAAGAAGAAAUGUUUCAGCGUCCUCUCCUACUAUCAGCCUAAAUGGGAGGAUGAGAGUGAAGGGCUGAAGAACAUGAAGCUGUCUCGCUUGUCUGGCCUCCUGGAGAGAGAAAGGAAAAGAGCAGAGAGUCUGAAGGAGAAGUGCCGUGAGAGUGCCUCCCUGCUGCAAAGGCAGACUCACUGCUACCUCUCUGAGCUGUUAGGGUGCAUCCAGAUUCUCCAGUCUCUGAUCCUGGACCACAGGCUGAAAGCCCAGAAAGAGCUGGACAGGAAAAAGAUUGAUUACUUUGAGGCCAAAUGUGAGAUCAUCAUGCAGAAGAUCAGAGCUGAGAUGUUGGAAAUUCAGCUAGAUACCUACACAGCAGACACAAUAUCUGCCCAUAAAAAAAUAAGGGAGAAGCUGGAAACGGAGCUGAAUGCCUCCCAGUUAGAGAAGCAGUCUGUGGAGUGCAAACUUUCGUCCUUUGAGAUAUUUGGCAAGGAAUUUGAGGCUCUAGCUGAGGAAUAUUCCAGACUGCGUCAGGAGAUUGACACCAAGAGUUGGGCUCUGAAGGAAUUCUCUCAGCACACGGACUGACUCGGAAUUGACAUCAGACAGUUCUGUUUCAGAAAAACACAGUUAAGAGUCUUGUCCGGAUGUUUUCAAGAGAAUUUUCUUCACACUUUUGUUGACUAGCUAUCUCCAUAGUGUAAAAUUAUGGUUUUGAUUGUUUUUUGUUAUAAAAUGUAUGAUUACCUGGUGGUGUUUUGAUUGUUGUUCAGUUUAAUAAUCCCACUCUGAUAUAGCAUAACAGUACAUUCAGAAUCCUACAUUUUCAUGUAAUUGUUGGCAUUUCCUGCCUAAAUUUUCCCACUUUGCUAAUGAAGUAAUCAUUAAAAUAAUUGGCAACAUCAAAUGGUUUUGUGAUGAAUAAACCAUUUCAUUUGAUGAAAAAA